CUAACCUUCCCUCCUUCGGAACCCUCAUGCUGCUCCUCGACGCCGCCUUCGACGCCCUCGACCCCUCCUGGUUCGACGCCGACCCGGCCCCGUCGACUGCCGGCUCGGCCAAGCCCUCCCCCGACGAGCACAGGCGGCUCCGCCGGAAGAUCUCCAACCGCGAGUCGGCCCGCCGCUGCCGGAUGCGGAAGCAGCGCCACCUCGAGGAGCUCCGCGCCGAGUCGGCCCGGCUCCGGGCCCUGAACCGGGACAUGGCGAGCCGGGUCGGCGACCUGUCCCACCGCUGCCUGCUAUUCCGCCGGGCGAACCACCGGCUCCGGGUCGAGUCCGCGGCCCUCAGCCGGAGGCUGGACGAGCUCCGCCGGCUGGUCCUCCUACGGCAGGUGUUGAUGGUGGCGGCGUCGCCCCCCGUUGCCUCUCAUGGCGGGUUUGGUGGCGUGGGAUGCGACCAGGCGUGGGCCGCGUCACUGAUCGCGUGAACUCGGAACUCGGAUAUUCUCGAGGCCGGGUCCCACUCUUCUAGUGGCGGUCAUUGGCGUGUGUUCUAUUGGGUGGACACGCUUUGGUGUAAAUUACCAAAUUUGAUGAUUAACGCUUAAUCAGAUAAAUAGAAUCCGCCCGAUUAAUAAAAAAAAAUCGGCGAUAAA
This is a messenger RNA of Musa acuminata subsp. malaccensis (wild Malaysian banana), 647 nucleotides long. RefSeq names its product ocs element-binding factor 1. Gene Ontology annotation, biological process: positive regulation of DNA-templated transcription. The record is from RefSeq and is a predicted model, not a curated record. NCBI's taxonomy places the organism in Eukaryota, Viridiplantae, Streptophyta, Magnoliopsida, Zingiberales, Musaceae. Gene Ontology annotation, molecular function: transcription cis-regulatory region binding; DNA-binding transcription factor activity. Gene Ontology annotation, cellular component: nucleus.